UCAGUGAGUCAGGUUGACUUAGCAGCUGCUCUCUUGUAUUUUGGAGAAAGCUUGGUGUAUAUAUAUAUAUUUUUUAAUCAUCUUAGCGCACGUUUUCUUCUCCAGGUGUAGUGAGACUUUUAAUUACCACCUGUUCGUAGUGAUAAUAAUAAUAAUUAAGAAUAAUCCUCUCUCCAUUCUUCCCUCUCUCCGCACCUUUCCCAUUUCCUGAUAGUCUUUUCUUCCCCCUUUUCCUAUCCCUUCCUCAGCUGCAUUAUCAAAGCAAGAUGAUUGAGAUUAAGGGCCGCGUCGUCGUCUAUAGCAUCCAGGGCUGUCCUCAUUGCAAAGUGGCCAAAAAGACUUUGAAAGACCAAGGAGUCAACUUUUUCGAUGUCUCGGUCGACAGGUUCCCGGCCGUCAGGACUUGGCUGCAGGAAAAAACGGGGAAGACAAGCGUGCCGCAGAUAUUCUUCAACGAAACUUACGUGGGAGGAAAUGCCGAACUGCAGGACAUCCUAAGAGACGAGAAGGAGUGGCAGAAGCUAUUGACGGACAUCCAGGAGAAUAAAGCCAAGGAGGAUGAGCUGAUUAUCCCUCACCCUUCAGAGGCCGUUGAGAUAGAAGAGGAUGUAGCCCCAACAUUUACCUGCGAAGAUGAUCCUGCAGCUGCCAUUUUCGAGGACCUCAAGACCUCUGGGGUUCCGCACGACCAGCGUAUAUCGUUCUUCUCCACGGCCAAGGAUGCAUUCUCGGGAGAAGAUUUUGUAAAAUGGAUUAUGGAGAACAAGAACAUGAGUGAAGAGGAAGCUGUAAAAACCGGAUCAGAAUUGCUUGAGAAGAAAUACAUCAAAGGGGUACAAGACAACACCACAUCCUUCUCAAAUGAUGCCAAAGUCAUAUACAGGCUGACAGAUGGCCGAGAGUCCACUGCACUUAACGGUGGACCGACACAAAACUGCUUGAUUGAGAAUGCCAGUGAUUUCUCGGAAACGCUUAGGAAGUUGAUUAUUCGUCUCUACAAUGACCACAUAUCUACAAGUGGCAAGUCUGUUAACUACAAAGCCAUGAAAGGCACCAGCGACUACAAGGAAUACACCAAGUUGUCUCGAGAACUGCAACGCGUCCCCGUGGAGAAGCUGGACCAGGACGGCAGGAAAGCCUUCUUCAUCAACAUCUACAAUGCUUUGGUCAUCCACUCCACUGUUGAAAAUGGACCUCCGACAAACUGGCUCUCCCGGCUAAAGUUCUUCGAUAAAACAUCCUACAUCAUUGGCGGACACAGUUAUAGUCUCAAUGAAAUUGAAAACGGAGUCCUAAGAGCGAAUAAACGAGGCCCGGUCCAGCUGUUCGCACCUUUUGGCAAGAAUGACCCUCGUCGAAACAUCAGUCUCAUUCAGGUGGAUCCAAGAAUUCACUUUGCUCUUAACUGCGGAGCAAAGAGUUGCCCUCCCAUAAAAAUAUUUAGCGGAAAGAACAUCAACGAUGAACUGCGCAUCGCCACAGAAGCCUACUUGGAGACCGACGAAGCCCUAAAAGUGGAGGAGGACCGAGGCGUCGUCCACCUGUCGUCACUCCUGCGCUGGUACUCCUCCGACUUUGGGGACACGGCCGAAGACAUCUUGAACUGGGUCCACCGCAAUGUGGCUUUCCCGGAAAAGAAGGAAGCUCUGCAGAGGGUGAUUGAGUCGAAGAAGUGGAAGGUGCAGUACAUCCCUUACGAAUGGGGAACAAAUGAAAAUGAUGUCUAAAAAGAAAGGCUUGGCUUUAAUGGUGCUCUUUUUGUUGUAUUUUUGGGUUUGGUACCUGAUAUUUUUCUUUGUUUUGUUGUUGUUGUUGUUGGUGUUUCUGUGUUUGUUUGUCUGUCUUAGUUUUAUUUUAUACCCAUAAGGUCACCUGUGGCAUAUACUCACAUAUUAUGUUGGGGAUAUGUUACCUUGUCUUUUUUGUAUUUUUACAAGUGUAAGAAGAAAAGUUUUCACGUGCAGAUACUUUUUACUCUUGAAAUCAUUGUAUUUGAUUCAGUAGUUAAUCACAGUAGCAAGUCCUACUGACAUUUAUCUCCCAAAUCUUCAGUAGUUUGGGUAAAUACCAGUGCUAUUCAUCAAAUUACUUUCCAUAGGGUUGGUAUUGCCUCACUUUGCUCAUUCAAUAAGCUAUGGCAAUUGUCAGAAUAUUAUCAAGGCAAAAUUUAGUUAGGUCUUUACUUUGAACAAAUAGAUGAAAACACGAAUAUAAGCAGAUGCAAGAAGAAAAAAAAUAGUAUUAAUAAUGAAUUGAGAAUGUCUUCAGCUUGCUUUUUAAGAUCCUUGUCAUAUGUGAAAUUAUAUUAUAUUCUAAAAAUCAUUAUUCAAGCACAAAGGUCAACAUUAUGGUCAUUUGAGGUAAAAUAGAAGCAUCAAUGCUCAUGUUUAGUGAUGCUGGAUAUAAUACUCGAACUUGAUACAUGUAAGAUACUUCUGCAUGGCAACAUUAUUUAUUGCUAUUUUCCAGAAUCUCAUUCACUAUCUAGGAGUUUAGCAGUUUUUGUGCUAUGAUACUUUUUUUUUUCUUGUUUCCUCCUGAUGCAUGAGAAGUAUUAGUAUGGAAAUCAUCAGUGGAGUGAAACAUUAAAAAGAAAAUACAUGUACUCUUUACAUGUAUUGGGGUGCUAAGACUGUGAUCUUUUAUAGUAUUAAUAUUGUAUACGCAUCAAAGCUUCCAUCAGAUUUCUUUCUUUCUUUCUUAAUUCAUCAGUGACAGUAUUAGAAAUCUCUUGGCUUCUUAGACUCCAGUGAUUUCUGGAAACCGUCCUGCAGUUGAGAGCAGAAGUCCACACUUGCAACAGAACUUCCCACUCGACACGCUCUAGCACUUCGCCACACAUAUAGCAGUACCCAGCAGAUUGAGCGGUUUGUUAUGACGGCUAUACACAUGAUCCGGCAGUAACAGGUUAAGGGCAUGGAAGUGGCUUAGUUUUUAAAAUUUACUAACUUUAAUAUCACUGUUUCAUUCUCAUGCAUGAAAAUCUGAGUAUUAGGCUUACUUUUGUUGUGUAGUUUGUAGGCCUGGCCUACACUCACAUUCAUGCCUGGUAUUAAGACUGCUUACCUCCUCUUUGCAUUAUUAUUAACUGUUUUCCUGCAAAUAAGUUAUUGCUGUUUUCCCAUUUUCUGAGGUCUAUAUUUGUUAUGCUGUAUGAAGAUGAUGGUAAUAGAAAAUUUUUAUUGAACAGUAUUCAUAAUAUCCGUCCAGGUAGCUUACACUGAUUGCAAUAACAGUAACAUAUAACCUUGUUAUUUGCAUUAUUUAAAAAUAUUUUUGUAAUGUCCGAUAUUCAGCAAUAAAACCUACAUUCCCAUUAAUGGCAGGCAAAAAUUGGUUUCUGUGAGUGAACAUUAUACCAUCUGUGGAAACGGCCAAGGCUCACAGAUGGUGCAAGCCCUCAUGAAUCAGUGAAAUAAUGUAGGAAUCCCUUCCUGAAAGCCUGCGGAGGCAAUCUCCCUCCAAAUACUUCGCACAUUCGUGAUGCAAGAUCCCUUAUCCAAAUUUUUCCAUGACAAGACAUUACUGUCACCUGCCCCUUGCCUAAACUUUUUUCAUGACGGGACAUGACCCCCCUCCCUUUACCAGGAACU
Messenger RNA from Penaeus indicus, 3593 nucleotides. RefSeq lists its product as uncharacterized. The transcript has 9 exons. Gene Ontology annotation, molecular function: electron transfer activity. The record is from RefSeq and is a predicted model, not a curated record. The coding region runs from base 267 to 1727 and encodes 486 amino acids. Gene Ontology annotation, biological process: cell redox homeostasis; intracellular signal transduction. Lineage: Eukaryota; Metazoa; Arthropoda; Malacostraca; Decapoda; Penaeidae.